UCUAUAGUGCUACAAGAGCCAGAAUUAUUUGCAAUGAAUUUGAGAAGCUCCAACAAGAUAUCAAGAAUGAAAUACAAUCACUAUACCCUCCUGAUGACCCUGAUCUUCAUGAUUAAUGAUUGCAUGGGACAGACUUCAUGUGUGGUGGAUUCAUUUACUGUGAAGGAAGACUUUGACCCCAAACGGUAUGCAGGUAAAUGGUAUGCUCUGGCCAAGAAAGACCCAGAAGGAUUGUUUUUACAGGAUAAUAUCUCAGCUGAAUACACCAUUGAGGAGGAUGGGACUAUGACUGCGUCUUCCAAAGGCAGAAUGAAGCUUUUUGGAUGCCCAGGGACUCUGAUGUGGAAGUCACGAAGUGGAAGCCCUGGCUCAUAUAGCCCUGGUGAUAAUUACUGGGUGAUUGACACAGAUUAUGAUAACUAUGCCAUCACCUAUGCUUGCCGCACUGUGAAGGAGGAUGGGUCCUGUGAUGAUGGAUACGCCAUUGUUUUCUCCCGCAACCCUCGGGGCCUUCCCCCUGUCAUUCAGAAAAUCGUGCAGCAGAAACAGGAGGAAAUCUGCAUGUCUGGCCUGUUCCAGCCUGUGCUACAGUCAGGGGCUUGUUAAAUCGAAACUCCUCCAGUCCAGAGAUGGAGUAAAAGGCCUAAUGUAAACAUCUCAAACGUGUUCCUCACAAAUUCUUUAAAUCAUUUCCCCCCCAAAGCACUUUUAAGUGCUAAUUUCUAGUAUUUAGACUUUUGAAAGAAAACUGGCUCAAGGAUACAGCACAUUAUUUCUCGUAUGAACUCUUGCAUAAACUGAUGCAUCAGUUUAAAAACUAGACCUUUUUCAAUUAUCUUUUAAUUUUAAUUUAACCUCUCUUGGGCAAAUACUUAUCUAGUAUGGCACUGAAUCCUUCAGCAAGAUACAGGCCUUAUGAAUGUAAUUUUCCUACUGCAAACUUUUCUCAAAAUCCUAUGCCAAGUUUUUCUUUUUCUGCAUUAAUUCCAUUAUUAAUUCUUAUUAAUUUAAAUAGAGAAGCACCAGUUAUACACAAGAUGUUUAUG
Molecule: messenger RNA, 1046 nt
Organism: Notechis scutatus (mainland tiger snake)
Lineage: Eukaryota; Metazoa; Chordata; Lepidosauria; Squamata; Elapidae
Source: RefSeq, a predicted model, not a curated record